CACUCCUGUUUGGGCCGUUUUGAUCUCGCUGGGUCAGCCAUAGGUUCCCAGCACAUCUGCUUCUAUGGCGCCCAAACAUGGUGGUAGUACUGGAAUGGGGAAGAAUGCCCAAGUGCGGAACAAGAGUGCAAACCCAAAUCAGAUCACAGCUGAACAGCUUCUCCGAGAGGCAGUAGAUCGACAACAGGAGGAAGCCGUGGCACCUAAGCAACGCAUCGCGGAUGAAGAUGAGCUGAUGAUGUACAAAGUGCGGAAGAGGAAGGAGUUUGAGGAUGUGAUUCGUCGACAGCGACAGAAUAUUGGCUCCUGGGUGAAGUAUGCGCAAUGGGAAGCCUCGCAGCAGGAAUUCCGACGUGCCCGCUCCAUCUUUGAGCGUGCUUUGCAUGUUGAGUACCAAAAUGUAAGCCUUUGGCUGAAAUACCUGGAGAUGGAGAUGAAGAACAAGUUUGUGAAUCACGCACGAAACCUCUUCGAUAGAGUUGUCCAGCUACUUCCAAGGGUGGACCAGUUCUGGUACAAGUAUGCCUACAUGGAAGAGUUGCUGGCAAACUAUGCAGGGGCCCGCACCAUCUACGAGCGAUGGAUGGAAUGGGAGCCUGAUGACAGUCCGUGGCUCCAAUACGUCAAGUUCGAAGAAAGGUGCGGUGAGCUGGACAAGGCUCGAAAGGUAUUGGAGCGAUAUGUCAGCUGCCGACCAACCCAACAGGCCUUUCUGCGUCUCUGCAAAUUUGAGGAGAAGCAUAACAAUGCGGCUCGCGCACGCUCGGGCUUCGAGAAGUCUGUUGAACUGUUGGGCCAAGAACUUGAUGAGAAGUUUUACAUCAAGUUUGCCCAGUUCGAACAACGACAAAGGGAGAUGGAGCGAGCGCAGGCCAUCUUCAAAUUAGCGUUGGACAUCCUGCCAAAAGGCGCCAGCGAUGAACUCUAUCGCGCUUAUGUGUCUUUCGAGAAGCAGCAUGGCGACAGAGACGCUAUUGAAGAGGUGGUCAUCAACAAGCGGCGCUUCAUCUAUGAGGAAGCAAUCGUGAAGAAUCCGCGGAACUACGAUGUGUGGUUUGACUACGUGCGCUUAGAGGAAAGCGUCGGCGAUGUAACCAGGAUACGAGAGACUUAUGAGCGCGCAGUAGGGAACAAACCACCUGUGAUGCAGAAACGCUUUUGGCGACGAUACAUCUAUCUCUGGAUUUACUUCGCACUUUUCGAGGAGCUGCAAACCGGAGACAUUGAGAAGGCUCGCGCCGUCUACGAUGCGCUGUUGAAGGUGGUCCCCCACAAACAGUUCUCCUUCGCGAAGAUUUGGAAGCUUUACGCCGAAUUUGAGGUGAGGCAGCUGGAACUUGACCGUGCACGACGCAUCUAUGGCCGGGCCAUUGCCGAGUGCCAGAAGGAGAGAAUUUUCCUGGACUACGCCGACUUGGAGAUGCGCUUGGGCAACAUCGACAGAUGCCGCACAAUCUAUGGCAAGUUUCUGGAGGUUCAUCCACAUAAUCCUAAAGCUUGGACAGUGUAUGUGGACCUCGAGGACUCCGUGGGCGAGAUUGAGCGAGCACGGGCACUUUGCGAACUCGCAGUCAAUCAGGAGCGCUUGGACAUGCCAGAGCUGGUCUGGAAGCGCUUUAUUGACCUUGAGGUGAGUCAAGAGCAGCUUGACAACGCGAGAAAGGUGUGGCAGCAGUUGCUGGGCAAGUCACACCAUGUUCGGGUGUACAUCGCCUAUAGUGACUUCGAGGCGGUGACAUGCCAAUCAAUGGAAAAGGCCAGAGAAGCUCUAGAUGAUGGCCAAAAGCACUUCAAGGUGGAAAACCGCAACGAGGAGCGUGCCAUGCUUCUGGAGCACUUGCUGAAACUGGAAAGAGAGCAUGGUGACGACACCUCCAUCGAGGCCGCCGAGAAGCGACAGCCGAAGCGGGAGAAAAAGAGGCGAGUCAUUCCUGGUGGCGAGGGUGAAGAUGGUCAGGAAGCUUAUGAGGAAUACAUGGACUAUGCCUUCCAAGAGGACAACAAGGAACAGCAGAACCUCAAAAUCCUGGAGAUGGCUCGUAUGUGGAAGAAGAGAAAAAUUGAAAGCUCGCAGUAGAACGACCCAUGCACCAGGAAUUCAGGCGGUGCCGAAUCUGAGCGGGGCCUGGGAGCG
This is a messenger RNA of Cladocopium goreaui, 2134 nucleotides long. Lineage: Eukaryota; Dinophyceae; Suessiales; Symbiodiniaceae. The record is from the annotation of a GenBank genome assembly.